UGAGAGCAGGAGAAGAUUGAGCAGACAGCAGGACUUGGACAAUAGAAAGGUUUUAGGAGAGUUCUGUGCCUCUGCAAUGCACAGAUGUUUUUUAGUGCACACUGAAAAAGGGUGUAGCCUAUUACCAGUCUUGGAAGCAGAAAGCGAGAGGCAUCAGCAGUGAAACACAAAGAUGAAUACAUCUGCAGCUAAACUACAGGAGAGCUACCAGCAGGAGGGCUUCCUCUCACCACUGCCUGUGCUGGACGAGAUAGAGCUCAAGGAGGCCAGGGAGGCCUUCGCUAAGCUGGAGGAGGAAUUUGGCACAGAGUACACUAAGUACAGCCUCCACAAUGUUCAUCUUCAGUACUCCUGGGUGAUGAACCUGACCAAACACCCCCGUAUCCUGCAAGUGAUCCAAGCCAUCUUGGGGCCUGACGUCAUUCUGCUGGACUCCCGAUUUAUCUGUAAAUACCCGACAGUCAAACAAGCUGAUGUCCAGGAGAACGAAGAUCACCAAAGCAAACCUGUUACAGACAAUGAGCUCCCAUAUGUGGCCUGGCACCAGGAUAUGAGGUACUGGGGUAUUGCUGGUGGACCUGUUCUCUCUGUGUGGCUUGCUCUUGAUGACUCACAAAAAGAAAAUGGAGUCCUUCAAGUCAUUCCAGGAAGCCAUGGCUCUGGCAUGUUGCCCCAUCGCCAAGCAACCCGCCCAGGAAACCUGCUGUCAGUCAACCAGGAGAUCCCAGAGGAGCUAUUGCAGGUGGACAAAGCUGUGAUUUGCCCUCUGAAAGCUGGACAGAUGUCGAUUCAUGAUGGACUUCUUGUCCAUGCAAGUGAUGCAAACACUUCCCAGAGGAGGCGAUGUGGCUUAGUGAUACGUUAUGUUCCCACUUGUGCCUACCCCACAGAGGAUCCUGAUCGGCCCAGGAAAUUUCACGCAACACAAUUGGCCUGUGGGGUGGACCAGUUUCACCAUUUCUCCAGUUAAAGCACAUGAAGGACUUGUGGAGACUUCACAACAACUACUUUGACACUUCGCCAGAUAAAUUGAAUGUCUAUUUUACGUUUAUCCUGAAUUAUAUUUAUAUAAAAUAUAUUUUUCGAUGGUACAUUUUGGAAUGUAAAAACUAUAUUAAUUUCUUUUAAAUCAGCUUAAAACUUUGCUUAGGGUUACAUAAUAAUAAAAAGCUGAAGUUAACUAAUUUUAGAUGUUUCCCUCGUGGUCGUACCUUGAUGGUUCUGUCAUAGAUCUAUGCAAAACUCUAAUGUGAUUGUCAAUAAAAACACAUUAUCUGAUUAAGUUAUUCUUUUAAACUGUCAAUGCCUGUUUAAAUCUGGUAAAUAAAUUCAACAAAAUGUUGCUGGAAAACAUCUAAUUUUCUUUUUUUAAGUCACAUUUCUGUUCCUUUUUAUGUGGCCAACAAGGAGUGUGGUUUUCUAUAACUGAAUAUACAGAACUUUAACUUUGAAGACAAAAACAGUGGCUUGGCUCUAAAAGCGGAAAGGGAAAUUAACUGU
This is a messenger RNA of Girardinichthys multiradiatus, 1500 nucleotides long. RefSeq lists its product as uncharacterized. The transcript is spliced from 8 exons. The record is from RefSeq and is a predicted model, not a curated record. Bases 173 to 970 code for a protein of 265 amino acids. Lineage: Eukaryota; Metazoa; Chordata; Actinopteri; Cyprinodontiformes; Goodeidae.